CCAACAUCAAUAGGGAGGAGUCAGUGGUCAGCGAUCGCCACACACCCGGUCUGAGUGAGGAAACUCCAGAGCGGAAUAUUUUGCGACAGAGGAUUUCUUCAAUGUUCGCUAAAAUAAGCAGUCAAAAAUCCUGACAUCUCGGACUUGUUCUUCGUGGCAUCCCAGUCGUGCACAGUGGUAACCUCCAGUUUAGCCCUGCCCAGCCUCACACACCCCACCGGCCUGGCUCAAGGAGGGAGGGAAAAUCCUACGGUUGUUGAUAUUGUGGGUUCAAUAGUUGUUGCUUUACACGUGUCACGUCUUCUGGUUAUUGUUUUCAGUGCAGACAGCUUUUGAAAGACUGCCCAGAAUUGGUUUCGAAUUUGGUAGAUCGUUAAACUGCAAGUUUGUAUCCGUAGCCUAAAGAGGCACGAGUGCUCACAAGCUAGUAACGUUAGCGACACAGUACAGCAGACGAGUUCCAUCCCUCCAGACGUAACUUCAAGGGGCCAUUCAGUGUGCCUACAUGGGACUAUUUCCGAUAAUGCAACAGCCUGUCAUAUUUUACCGAUCAGCAUUCUCGCAUUGAGCAACAUAACACACAUUUGUAACGGGGAGCCGUAUAAUAUUUGCUUAGUAAGCUAGCCAUCUUGCUAGACAGGCCAGCUUCCUUGUAUCAAAUAGCAAACCGUCUAGUACUAGUAGCUAACGUAAAUGGUGGCUGGACUGCGUUGUCAGAACUAUGGAAAUGAGAACGUUAGUUUGUUUUAAAGUGGCUGUUUUUUUUUAGAUUAUUAGCAAACCGUAUAUAAUUUUAAUGAGACAUUGACUCCAAACACGGAAGCUAAUAAUCGUAUUUAAAAAAAAAAUGUAAUUAUCACAUUUAUGUUGGAUUUAAGUCGCUGAGAGCCAACAAAAUACUCAAUUUUGGAUAUCAAUUGACGAGACGAAUGAUUCCUGUGUCCCUGGUUUUAACUGGAUUUGGCCUCCCCCUUUUGGUUCGACGCGGGAGCAGCGGGAUUUCGACGUCCCACUCAUCUGUCACGUCGAUAUUUGUAUACAUUUUCCUAUCCCUCCCUCCCCUCCCACAACCUUUCCCCGUUUCUCUCUCCGAUGCGGAGUGCUGAGUAACGCCGGCAACCAAAUCGAUAACGGCGGCCGGACAUGCUGAAGUGUAUCCCUUUGUGGCGUUGUAACCGCCACGUCGAGUCGGUGGACAAGCGACAUUGUAAUUUGCAAAAUGUCCCCGACGAGAUAUUUCGCUACAGCCGCAGUCUGGAGGAGCUUCUCCUCGACGCUAACCAACUCCGAGAACUACCCAAGCCUUUCUUCAGACUUCUGAACUUGCGGAAACUGGGUCUGAGUGACAAUGAGAUCCAGAGGCUCCCUCCUGAGGUGGCCAACUUCAUGCAGCUGGUGGAGCUCGACAUCUCCAGAAACGACAUUCCUGAGAUCCCUGAGAGCAUUAAGUUCUGCAAGGCAUUGGAGAUUGCAGACUUCAGUGGAAACCCCCUUUCCAAAUUGCCUGAUGGUUUCACUCAGCUCAGAGGGCUCGCCCACCUGGCACUUAAUGACGUGUCAUUGCAGACACUGCCCAACGACAUAGGAAACCUGGCCAACCUGGUGACGCUGGAGCUCAGGGAGAACCUGCUCAAGUCCCUGCCCACGUCACUCUCUUUCCUGGUGAAACUGGAGCAUCUGGACCUGGGCAGCAAUGAACUGGAUGUGUUGCCGGACACACUUGGUGCUCUCCCUAACCUACGGGAGCUGUGGUUGGACCGCAACCAGCUCUCCUCUUUGCCACUAGAGCUGGGGAACCUGCAGAGACUCGUGUGUCUAGAUGUGUCAGAGAACCGACUGGAGGAGUUGCCCUCAGAGCUCAGCGGCCUGCUGGCCCUCACUGACCUGCUGCUCUCACACAACCUCCUGGAGGUGGUCCCCGACAGCAUAGGCUCUCUGAAGCAGCUGUCCAUCCUGAAAGUGGACCAGAACCGACUGACCCACCUGAGUGACUCCAUAGGAGAGUGUGAGAACCUGACGGAACUCGUACUGACCGAGAACCUCUUACAGACUCUGCCUCGCUCGCUGGGCAAGUUGAAGAAGCUGACCAACUUGAAUGUGGACCGCAACCGGCUGGGCGACGUGCCUGAUGAGCUGGGUGGUUGCGCCAGCCUCAACGUGCUCUCCCUCAGAGACAAUCGCGUGGCCAAAUUGCCCGCUGAGCUGGCUGACGCCACUGAGCUUCAUGUUCUGGAUGUGGCAGGGAACAGGUUACAGAACCUGCCGUUUGCCCUGGCCAACCUCAACCUGAAGGCCAUGUGGCUGGCAGAGAACCAGUCCCAGCCCAUGCUCAAGUUCCAGACGGAGGACGACGAGAGCACCGGGGAGAAGGUGCUCACCUGCUACCUGUUGCCCCAGCAGCCCUCCCCCAGCCUGGAGAACCUGCUGCAGAACAGUGUGGACGACAGCUGGAUAGACAGCAACCUGAACCGGGUAUCCGUUAUCCAGUUCCAGGAGGAGACCACCAAGCAGGAUGAGGACGAUGAGGCGGCUGCAGAGCGCAGGGGUCUCCAGCGCCGGGCGACGCCCCACCCCAGUGAGCUGAAGGUCAUGAAGAAGGUGAUUGAGGAGAAGAGGAACGAGGCCUACAUAUCCUGUCCUGAUGGAGAGCCAGAGUCUCCUGGUACUGAGGAGAAACGACUGAGCAAUCUGUCCAAUCAGAGCCACGACUCUGCGGCGUCCAACAGCACAGCCUCUGCCAACUCUCACGAGGAGAGACGGUGCGUGAUUACCACAGCGAGGGAGAGUCUAGUGGGUGGGUGUGUGGAACAGGAGGAGGAGGAGCUAGACGAGAUGGAGGUGGAGUAUGUGGAGCCCACGGUGCACUUUGCAGAGGAGCCCAUAUACCAGGGUGGGAAUGAGGACUGUGAGGACGAGGAGGGUGGGGACGGGGUCCCAUGCAGCGACCUAGAGGAACAGAGGCCCCAGUUCCCUACGGAGAAGCAGCGUCUGAUCAGGAAGGACACGCCGCACUACAAGAAGCACUUCAAGAUUACCAAGCUGCCAAAACCCGAGGCGGUGGCCGCGUUACUGCAGGGCUUCAGCCCCGACGCACACCUGGCCCAACACCCCACCUCGCACCACCCUGACCCCGAGAAGGAGGAAGAGGAGGAGUGUAUGGUUACUCCACAGCGCCACAACAGAAUAGAAGAGCCAAAGCAGGAGGAGAGGAGUCUGCUUCAUGUCAACUCUUCCCUGCAGUCGGUCAAGGGGGUGUCAUUUGAUCAAGUCAAUAAUCUCCUGAUUGAGCCUGCUCGAAUUGAGGAGGAAGAGCACACCCUGACCAUUCUACGUCAAACUGGGGGCCUGGGCAUCAGCAUAGCCGGAGGACAGGGAUCCACACCCUACAAGGGGGCUGAUGAGGGAAUUUUCAUCUCCAGGGUGUCUGAAGAGGGCCCUGCAGCGCAGGCUGGGGUCAAAGUGGGAGACAAACUCCUAGAGGUGAACGGUGUGGUUCUCCAGGGGGCAGAGCACCACACGGCGGUAGAGGCGCUGCGCAGCUCGGGCGCCGCCGUCUCCAUGAGCGUCCUCCGGGAGCACAUGGUGGAGCCGGAGAACGCCAUCACCACCACACCGCUAAGGCCCGAGGACGACUACUUCCCCCGGGAGAGACGGGCCAGUGGCCUUCCCUUCUGCAUUGAGGCAGGCUCCCCCGCAGGCUUCCGACACAGGCUGUCUGCCUGCCUGGUCCGCAAUGACAAGGGUCUGGGCUUCAGCAUUGCCGGGGGUAAAGGCUCCACAGCCUACCGCACGGGGGACAUGGGGAUCUACAUCUCGCGGAUCGCAGAGGGAGGGGCGGCCCACAGAGACUGCACACUCCGAGUAGGGGACAGGGUCAUCACCAUCAAUGGCGUAGACAUGACCGAGGCCAGGCAUGACCAGGCAGUAGCGCUGCUUACCGGCACCUCUCCCACCAUUGCUCUUCUGGUGGAGCGUGACCAGGCCGAGCCGGGCACCCCAGGGGGCUCCCCGGGCCUGACCCGUGCCCGCGCCCACUCCCCCCCACCUCCAGAGCCCUCUGACUCACCCGACCAGGAAGAGGGCAACGACGACUCCAGCCUCUUGCCCCACGGGAACCACCUGAGCCAGCCGCUGGAGGACGAAUACCCCAUUGAGGAAGUGGCGUUGGUGAAAGCGGGCGGCCACCUGGGACUGAGCAUCGUGGGAGGCAGUGAUCACGCCAGUCACCCGUUCGGCAUCAACGAGCCUGGCGUCUUCAUCUCUAAGGUGAUCCCCCAUGGCUUGGCGUGUCAGAGUGGGCUGCGGGUGGGGGACAGGAUACUGGAGGUGAACACCAUCGACCUGCGCCACGCCACCCACCAGGAGGCUGUUAAAGCCCUGCUCUCCAACAAGCAGGAGAUCCGCAUGCUGGUGCGCAGGGACCCCUCGCCUCCCGGGAUGGAGGAGAUAGUGAUCCAGAAGCAGCCUGGAGAAAAGCUGGGCAUCAGCAUCCGCGGCGGUGCCAAGGGCCACGCUGGCAACCCCUUCGACGCCACCGAUGAGGGCAUUUUCAUAUCCAAGGUGAGCUCCAGCGGUGCGGCGGCCAGGGAUGGCCGUCUGCUUGUGGGCAUGCGGAUCUUGGAGGUGAGUAACCACAGCCUGCUGGGUAUGACCCACACGGAGGCUGUACGCAUUCUCCGCGCCGUGGGAGACACCCUGGUCAUGCUGGUGUGUGACGGCUUCGACCCUGGCAACGCUGCCUCUGUAGAGGCGUCACCGGGCAUCAUUGCCAACCCGUUUGCCGCAGGCAUCGUGCGUAAGAACAGCAUGGAGAGCAUCUCCUCUAUAGACCGAGACCUGAGUCCCGAGGAGAUGGACAUCCUACAGAAGGAGGUGGAGAUGGUGCGAGAGACGUCCCAGUGGGAGAGAGAAGAGAUGGAGAAGGUGGAGCGCAUGCGCUUGGAGCGUGAGGAGGAUACUCGCCUGCUAGAAGAGGAGACCGAGAACCUGGGCACUGGGCCUCUGAAACUGGACUACCGGACGCUGGCCGCACUGCCCACCACCGCUCUCCAGAAGGUCAACAGGUUAUCUCCUUCUGUCAGUGCAACUGCCCCCAUGGAGGCCCCCAUUCAGGCCCAAUGUUCUUUCACCUUAGAGCCCCUGGGUUUUGACCUGGGGCAGCCCCCCACCUCCCUCUUCCCUCUUCCCCAUGCUCUACCUCAGUCUGGCCCCAUUAUGAACACAGAGGCUAGGCCCCUCUACAUGUCCCAGCACUCUCCCAGUCCCUUGAUAACCGCCUCCAAUCAAGGAGCAGCUAGACAAGAAGCUCUGCCUACUGGUGAAGACGAGGAGGUGGUGGUUCUGGUGGACUCCCAGCCAAUCAACUUCACCGAGAACCCCUUCCUGGUGGCCAAUCGCAGGGGCAAAGGGUGCCCCACCUCUGAGCGCAUCCUCUCAGGGCCUCCUGUGGGCUACGGGAGUGCGGGCAAACUGCAGCCCUGGUUAUUCAGCAAGGCGCCCUCCACUGAGCCCCCCAGGACAGACAGUCCCAUUAGAGACGCCCCCUACUCACCAACCACACAACCGGCAAGCAUUAAUUUCACACCUACUGCACUGCCUGCCAAGGAGGAAAUCUCACCACUGAGUCCCUAUGAGACAAGGCCAGGUGCCAUCCAGCCCCUCUCCCGUAGUGGCGGGCGGCCGAUCACCUCGCCAGCCACUCCGGACGGGCACAGCAGCCCCAAUCCCUUCCAGCAUGGCCCCUCCCCCAUCAACUCUCAGACCUUUGAUCUGUUUGGCGAGAGGAACAACGUCCACCACAAUCAGCCUUCUCCAGAGCCUGAGCUGAACAACGAGGUGUUUGAGGAUGAGGGGGACGGGGGAAUGGGUAUGGGUCAGGCAGCCCCCGUCUCUCCCCGACCCUCCCUCUCCUCUGACUGUCUGGACAAUAUGAGUCUGGCAGCAGUGCCACGCCUCUACAGAGCCUCCAUGGACAUGGUUGUAAAGACUCCAUCACCUGGUGGCAGAGACGACCUGGCGCAGCGCUCCUUCAGGGACAGACAGAAGUACUUUGAAAUCGACAUGAAGCAGCAGACGCCCGACACCAAGCCCAAAGGCCGCGUGUCCCUGGUUGGAGCAGACGACCUGAAGAAGAUGAGGGAGGAGGAAGAGAGGAGAUUCGAGCAGCGGGCACGGGAGUACCUGAUGGAUGAAGAUGACGAGGAGGAGGAUGACCUGGUGAAGCAGAUGGGAGUGUUGAAGGCCACGGGCAAAGUGGUGCUGGACGGGGUGGAGUACAAGGUGGAGCCUGUAGCCACCCCCCGCAGGCACUGUAACACGCCCCCCAGCUACAGCGCCACACUCCCUAGCUACUGUGGCAGCUCAGGGCCCUCGUCAGUGGAUGGUAAAGGAGACUACCAGAGGAAUUCCUCAGAGGAGAGCUUCAAGCUGGAGCAGCAGAGGCCCAACUCCAUGACUGGUCUGAUCCCAGUGUACCCUGGAGAGUCGGGGGCUCCCAUCCGGACAGCCAAGGCAGAACGGAGGCAACAGGAGCGGCUGAGGAUGCAGAGUCCAGAGCUGGCACCAGCUGGAGACAAGGACCUCUCCCCCUCCGAGAAACGAGCUCUGGAAGCCGAGAAGAGAGCCAUGUGGAGGGCAGCAAGGAUGAAGUCUCUGGAGCAGGAUGCUUUGAAGGCUCAGAUGGUCAUCGCUAAGUCCAGGGAGGGAAAGAAGCGUGGCACACUGGACCAGCUGGCCGAGUCGCCCUCGCCCGCCCUCACGCCAUCCCCCACCCCUCUGGAAGAUUUCAGUCCACAAGGAGUAACGUCACCAGGCAGACUGUCCCUGUCAGAAAAGAAGUUUGACUACCGACAGUUUGCUGCCAUUCCUUCUUCCAAACCCGUAUACGACAUCCAGUCUCCUGACGUGGUCGAUGACAUUCAAUUCAUUGACGAUGGCUCCAGUAACCCAGUGCAUGCUGCGGAUCCCAGGACUGAGGUGCCCACUGCCACCUCAGCACUGGAGAUGGCCCUCUACAGCAACACGCGCCAGCUGAGGCAGGGCUGCCGCAGCCUGGAGACCGCCGUGCCCACAUAACGCAUCAAACACAUCUACCACAAGAGACAUACAUACACAGAGGAGGCACCGGGUCACUACACACACACUCACAGGUUUGGGAGAUGCGUCCCAUGUAACCACUGCAGAGACCAUGAUGCUGAUAGUCAACACACACAAUGUCAUAUCUUGCCUUUACAGUCUGAGGAUGUGUUGGCCUGAACAUGAGGCCCAACGUUCCUGAGGCUGGUGAGGGGAGCUAGCAUUACGCUUCAGAAAUACCAUUCUCUUUUUUAUUUGUGUUCUUUUUCUUCAGUUUACGUUUUAGUAGCUGAAUUAUAUUAACAGGUGACUUAUGUUUUUACUUUUGACCCUCUGAUUUUUGCUGUUUUAAAUGAAAAAUGUGUUAUGGAAGAGAAAGAAAAAAUAUGAAUUGUGUAGAUGUAAUACUAAUUUUUCAGAUGCUAUUUUUGAGGUUUUCAAUGAAUAUAUUGUGAAAUGUCAGGGUUUUUAGCGGGCUUCGGGGGGCGUGUAUAUAUUGGGAACAUACUGCUACCUUCACUGCCACAUUUUAAACACUACAUACAUAUCUCAACUGCACUACCACACUACUUAGAAAACAACAUGUUUAUUUUUAAAUAAUUUAUUUUGCUUGUAUUUUAUUACUCGAUUCUAAAGCCUCCCCUGUAAUACAUUGUUACCCCCUGUACUUUCGAGUGCAACAAAACAAUGCAUAUCAUUUUAUUUAUCAUAAUGACAUCAAUGCAUAUCAUGAUAUCAUUUUAAUUCAAAUGUACAUCUUAUGAGGCAAGCACAUGUUUAAUCCAUAUCACCAAGGUAUUUUCUUUUACAAUGAAUACAUUUGUUUUCACUCUGAUGCACAGGCCAUAACCAGGUUCUGACUGGUACAUUACAAGGAACAUGCUGUCACAGACUUGUAGGAUACUGAUCCCAGUACAGUUGUUUGAUCUCGGUGGAUCAGAGUAAAGGAUCUCUAGCUUUCCUGGACCAGGUUUAUCAAAUUCUGUCCCAUUCCUAUUCUCGAGAAUGUAACUAUACUGGAGAGACCAGCAGAGACACCCACACACACAUGGACAGAUAAGCCACUAGUCUUUAUUCAAAAUGGCUGUACAUUUAGGAACAUAAUACGGUACUUUCCCUGCCCUUUUGGUGGAAAUCAUUUGUCAAUGUGAAUCUCACUCCUAUCUGGAUGGUUUUCCAGAUUUUACCGGUGAAGGUAGCAGGUGUUUUGCUUUUUUUUAUCUGCCUUUGAUUAAUUUAAAUCUGACACCCACUGAAAAUCCUUUAUUGUUGUGUGAAUAAUGUACAAAAUACUGAAUGGAAAGCUAAAUGUACGGUUGAAAUUGAGCCAGUCUACCAAGCCAAGACCAAGCAAGUGUCUGGACUGGGGAGCUCUCUCCCUACCUCUCUCUCUGCAUGUACAAUAUAUUGGCUUUAUUGGGAGAACCUAUAGAGGCAGAAGACAUUUUGUUAAUCCCUUUUGAAAUGGAUCUCAUUCGACCAUCAUUCUCAUUCUCUUUCCUCUGCUUUACCUGCUGCUGUCAUGGAUGUUCUCUGAUGACAGCUUUGUUUUUGGAGAGUCAUGAUAGAAGCACUCGUGUUUAAUUUAAUGUACUAAUCAUAUCUUUCUGCGUUGCUUUCGCUGACUGAAAUUCAGUUAGGAUGAUAACAUUUGCGAUUGUUUGACUUAAAUAAAUAAAAAAUUUACUGUAGUGGGUAAAACUUUCCAGACAAAAUGGGAUUCACAACAUUUUUUUAUGCCAAACAACUGUUGGAACAUCCUUUUGGUUACACUCUUCUCUUGAAUUAUUUUGGGGGACUAUUUUUCCCAAAUGAGUCAGAGGGAAAGGGUAGAAGUGCUGGGGUCAAGGCUCAUCCAAAACUGUAACUAGUGAAUUUGUACAACCAAAGAGGUCUAUUUUGUGGUUCACGAAUAAAAAAAGUGUACUUUUCAUUGAACAAGCUGA
Oncorhynchus kisutch (coho salmon) is the source of this 9020-nucleotide messenger RNA. Its product is annotated as protein scribble homolog. Gene Ontology annotation, biological process: cell-cell adhesion; neurotransmitter receptor transport, endosome to postsynaptic membrane; embryo development. The transcript is spliced from 44 exons. NCBI's taxonomy places the organism in Eukaryota, Metazoa, Chordata, Actinopteri, Salmoniformes, Salmonidae. Gene Ontology annotation, molecular function: protein kinase binding. Bases 1144 to 7074 code for a protein of 1976 amino acids. Gene Ontology annotation, cellular component: postsynaptic density; postsynaptic membrane; adherens junction. The record is from RefSeq and is a predicted model, not a curated record.